AUGGCGGAUAAGGAAUCGACCGUUUUCAUCAUUGACCUCGGCGCGUCCAUGAAAGCCGCCAAUGGAGGGCGCAAGGAGUCAGAUCUCGACUGGAGCAUGAGCUAUGUGUGGGACAAGAUCAGCAACGUCGUGGCCUCGAACCGCAAGACUCUGUGUGUUGGCGUUGUGGGACUCAGAACCGACGAGACCAACCAUACUCUGGCCGAAGAUGGUUACGAUCACAUCUCCAUCUUGCAACCGCUGGGGCCAAUAUCCAUGUCCGGCCUGAAGUCUCUGCAGCCCAAGAUACAGCCGAGCAAGACCACGGAAGGCGACGCCAUAUCGGCCAUUGUGAUUGCAGUCGAUAUGAUUGACACUUUCACCAAGAAGAACAAGUGGAAGCGGCAGAUAUGUCUCGUUACAGACGGUCAAGGCGAGAUAGACCCGGAUGAUAUCGGUGAUAUUGCGCGGAAGAUAAAGGACUCGAAUAUUGAGUUGACUGUCCUGGGUGUUGACUUUGAUGCUCCUGACUACGGCUAUAAAGAAGAAGACAAGCCAGCGAUAAAGAAACAAAAUGAAGAGACUUUAAAAAAGCUCGUGGACGGCUGCGGUGAAGACGCCAGAUUCGCCUCCAUUGUCGAAGCUAUUGAUGACAUGAAUGAGCCACGAGCAAAACCAGUCAAGCCAUACAAGACAUACGAUGGCACACUGACUUUGGGAGACCCAAAAAACGCCCCCGCAGUUUUUGAAGUCCGCGUUGAAAGAUAUUUCAAAACUCAUCUCGCUAGGCCGGUAACAGCCAGCACUGUGGUAGUCAAAGAGGAGCAAGCUGGGCCUUCGCAGGCGGCAGAUGAUGAGCAGAUGGACGGGGUAGAACUCACAGCCGUCAAGCAGUCCAGGACAUACAAAGUCAACGACCCAGAUGCCCCCGGCGGUAAGCGUGAUGUUGAGUUUGAAGCUCUGGCCAAGGGGUACGAAUACGGCAGGACAGCCGUGCACAUUAGCGAGUCUGAUCAUAACGUUACCAAACUGCAGACGCAGAAAAGCUUCAAAAUUAUUGGAUUUAUACCGAAAGAAAAGUAUGAGCCGCUUCUUAACCUCGGCGAGUCAUGUGUUACUAUUGCAGCCAAAUACGACGAGAAGUCGGAACUAGCAUUCAGCUCUCUAGUAUGGGCGCUGUCAGAGCUUGAUUCCUACGCUGUGGCCCGUCUUGUGACGAAAGACGAAAAGGAUCCUAUAAUGGUGCUGUUGAUGCCAUAUUUGGAGCCUAAUUAUGCUUGCCUCUAUGACGUCCCUCUACCCUUUGCAGAGGAUGUUAGGUCGUACCAGUUUCCUCCCCUGGACAGAGUUGUUACUGUUAGCGGCCAAACAAUCACCAAGCAUCGCCUAUUGCCAUCAGAUGAACUCAACCAGGCGAUGAGCGACUAUGUGGAUGCCAUGGACAUUUCCAACUAUGGCAUUGACCAAGAGGGAGAGCCAGCUGAAUAUGCCACCAUUGACGAGAUUUACAACCCUGCAAUACAUCGCAUCAAUCAUGCAAUCAAGCAGCGGGCAGUCCACCCGGAGAGACCUGUGCCCGAAAUACCGCCUGUCUUGCUCAGAUUCGCAGCGCCUCCGACAGAACUAGUAGAGACUGUCCAGGCUACGAUUGACUCCCUAAUUAAAGCUGCAGACGUGAAGAAAGGCGAGUAUACUGUUCACUCUCUGGCUAAGGGCAAGCGCCAAAGGGAAACCGUUAAGCCCAUCUCAGGCCUGGAUGUGGACGCUCUGUUAGGAGGAGAGAAGAAGGAAUCAAUCAGCCCCGAGAAUGCAAUUCCCGAUUUCAAACGGGCCUUGAACUCGUCAGAAGAAGUCGAGCAGAUUGCUGAUGCGACAAAGCAAAUGGGAGCAAUUGUGCAAUCUCUCAUCACGGACAGCUUUGGAGACAACAAAUACGCCCAGGCAAUGGAGAGCAUCGGUGUAAUGAGGGAAGAGCUGAUAAAUCUGGAAGAGCCCGGCCAGUACAAUGAAUUUGUGCGAGACUUGAAGAAGAAACUGCUCUCUGGAACUCUGGGUGGCGAUCGACGGGAUUUCUGGUUCAAGAUGCGAUGGGCGAAACUGGGCUUGAUCAUCCAGAGCCAGUCAGAGGCAUCUACGGUUACCCUUGAAGAGGCAGAUGAGUUUUACAAGUCGAGUUUCUCCAUCAUAGCGACUUCAUACCUUCCCUCAACUGGUCAAAAGCCCAACAGCUUCAACAUGCCUGGCUUGCCACUCGAAGCUCGCUUGGAGAAGCUUAGAAGCCUUGGAGUCAGCCUUGAGUAUGGCGAGCAUGUGCGAGAUGAGGUCAACUCUGAAGAUGAAUUUCCCACCGUGGUGCCGCCGCAAGAAGUGGGCAAGGAUGCUGUCCCAUACGAUGCUGGCCACGAUGCUUGGAAUUCCACUACCCAUCUGCCGACAAAGAAGCAGACUAAGCGCGAGGAGAGUAAAGAGUUACCUCCUCUGGUAUCCCUAGAUUGUUCGAAUUUCAUCACCGGAGAGCCUGCAGAGGAAAAUAUCGACUUUUGCUCCUGGAGAGUCAUCCAGACUUAUCCCGAUCACUUCAUUGGCAAGGCAAACGGACCUCGGGCCAAGCCAUUCUUUGACAAGAUUCUUGAGGGCAGAGUCUGGGACUUUUUCUAUGUUUAUCAUCCUGAGAAGCCUGCCGAGAAGCCUCGGGUGAUGGUACCCACGGUCCAGUUUGAAGGCUUCCUACGAAGCGUCAAUAGGGAACUCGGAACCGGUCUUACAAUUCCGGGAGGAACGAAUCAAGAUCGCUUCUAUAUGAGGUUUGGUCAGGGAGGCACUCCACGGCCUCGAUAUCUAAAGAGAUCGCGGGAUCAGAAAACCUUCGAAGUGGACAGAUUUCCCGAUUUUCAGCAAGAAGAUCGGGACAACUUCCUAAAGGCACAUGGCGCCCUUCAGCAAGACUGGGAAACCCUUUGGGGCAUGAUGGCACCAAAGCCCGCUUCCGCAGACAAGAAGAAUAAUAAGUCGAGAAAGGCCGCCCAAAGCAAACUGGACCGAGAACGAAUGCUUCACGAGACUCAGGACUUUCUUCAUCUGCGGGGUAGCAGCACUCGCACAGGUAAAGAUGUUGUUUUUGUUUGCAUGGACGUUGAAGCAAUCGAGAUGCCGCCGAAUCCCAUUUCUGAGAUUGGAUUAGCCAUCUUGGAUGUCAGAAGCCUCAAUGGCGUGAAACCAGGGCCCACUGGCAAAGAUUGGUGGCAGUUCAUCAAAGCUUACCAUCUACGAACCAAAGAAUACUCGGGCCUCGUGAACCAUCGCUUCGUUCGUGGAUGUCCCAGCUACUUCGAUUUCGGAAAGAGUACUUUCCCGGAAGAGUGUGAACUUCCCGAGGCGAUCGAAUCCGUCUUGAAGCCCUAUAUCAAGGACAAGCGUAAGCUAGUAUUUGUCGGCCACGAUGUUCGCCAGGAUAUCAAAUACCUCUCAAGCGUAGGUUUUGAAGUGCUGGCACUUCAGGGCCUCAUUGAGCAGCUAGACACAAAAGAGAUCCACCAGGCUUGGAGAGCGUCUGAGCAAGGAAAGGGACUUCAUCACGUUCUCAACGACUUGCUUAUUCAGAGCAAACAUCUGCAUAACGCUGGCAAUGACGCCGUGUUCACUCUCCGCGCCCUCAUCGGCGUUGCCAUUGAGGCCAUUAGAGAGAAGGAAGUAAAGGCGAAAGGAGAAGAAUACACACCGGCUCUGCUGGGCGUGCAGCAACAACAGAAACUGGAGAAUGAGGAUGAUCCCUGGGCAUAA
Messenger RNA from Trichoderma gamsii, 3759 nucleotides. Its product is annotated as ATP-dependent DNA helicase 2 subunit 2. The record is from RefSeq and is a predicted model, not a curated record. Gene Ontology annotation, biological process: double-strand break repair via nonhomologous end joining; DNA recombination; telomere maintenance. Gene Ontology annotation, molecular function: double-stranded DNA binding; damaged DNA binding; telomeric repeat DNA binding. Bases 1 to 3759 code for a protein of 1252 amino acids. NCBI's taxonomy places the organism in Eukaryota, Fungi, Ascomycota, Sordariomycetes, Hypocreales, Hypocreaceae. The transcript is spliced from 11 exons. Gene Ontology annotation, cellular component: nucleus; Ku70:Ku80 complex.